Saprolegnia parasitica CBS 223.65 is the source of this 2107-nucleotide messenger RNA. RefSeq lists its product as hypothetical. The transcript has 4 exons. Lineage: Eukaryota; Oomycota; Saprolegniomycetes; Saprolegniales; Saprolegniaceae. Gene Ontology annotation, molecular function: protein binding; protein kinase activity. The coding region runs from base 43 to 1947 and encodes 634 amino acids. The record is from RefSeq and is a predicted model, not a curated record. Gene Ontology annotation, biological process: meiotic sister chromatid cohesion, centromeric; mitotic spindle assembly checkpoint signaling.
AUUUCAUCCUCAGUCGAGUUCGUGGCAGCGAUCGGAGGAAGCAUGGCAGGCCGAGGAGAUGCAUCGUUCGCAUGGGAGCUCUGCAAGGAGAACGUGGCCCCGGUCGCGCGGGGAAGGAACGUCGAGAAGCUCAACGCGCUCCUCGUCAAGGCCAACUCGGUCGAGCUCAAGGCGUCGCUGGCCGAGAUGGAGCGGUCGUAUGAAGUCCAGAUCAAGAACGCCAUGAGCCAUGACGACCCGCUCGAGACAUGGGUCGCGUACCAGAAGUGGACCGAGGAGAACUUCCCGUCCGACACGGCCAAGAACUUUACGAUCCUCGAGCGCGCGACCCGCGCGUUCACGGCCGAUCGACGCUACCGCAACGACGACCGGUACCUUCGGUUCUGGAUCCAAUAUAUUGACCGCAUCGACAAGCCCAUCGAGGUCUUUAAGUACCUCUACAAGAACAAGAUUGGCGACAAGCUCGCGCUCUUCUACAUUGCGUGGGCGCUCCUCCUCGAGCGCAAGGGCGACGUCAAGAACGCCGAGCUCAUUUACGCCAAGGGGCUCCAAAAAAAAGCCGAGCCGUUUGACGCGCUCGAGCGCAAGCACAGCGAAUUUGAACGGCGGGUGAGCCAAAAGUGGCUGACGUCGCGGGACGACGACGAGGACGACACGUCGCAGGGCCGCCAAGCGCUUGCCCCAACGGCGGCGCCUACCAUCGUCGUCCCCGUGGUGCCACGUCGCCAACCCGCGUCCACUACCGUCGCCAACGCGUCGUCGUUUGCCAUUUACUCGGAGAACGACAAGGCCCACGCCAACAGCAGUGUCCUCUCCGAGAACAAGAGCAGCGCAUGGAAGGUGCUGCCGUCGUCCAAGGUAAUCAACAAGGAGAACGAGCAAAAACCGUCGAUUUGGACGGGUGCUGGCCUCGCACCACGGGCAGGGCACACUCCGUCGUCGGCGUACGACGAGCCGACCGGACCACCUGUCGAGAUCUUUGUCGACGAGACUGCGGCGACGCGCGCGUCGAGUCGCAAGCGACCGCACGCGGGCCACGACACGGGCCGUGCACUGCGUCCGCGGCUCGAUGACCGAUCGAUGACACCUGCGGUGCUUCCCUCGCACGACGAAAACCCGACGCAACCAUCGGUGUCGACCAAGCCGGAUCCCUCGGCCCGCAAGGCGACCAAGCCCGCGACCAAGCGCGACAUUCUUCGCGUUAACAUUGAAAUGCUCAAGGUGCCGGGGCAGGACGAUCUCUGCUUUGAGGAAGUGCGCGCACAGCGGUACUGGAAGGCCAAGGCACAAGCUGCCGCAGCGGUCAAGGCCCUAGCGGCGCCGGUCGCUGCAAGUAAGCCUGUGCGCAACGGUUUCCUUGUCGACGAUACGGACGACGAUGUUGUCCAACAAGCGCCCGCGCCGCAAAAGUGGCAGCCUACUGUGCGUACGACCAUGGCACGUGGCGGUGUCUUGGCCGUGACCGGCGCCAUGCACCCGCUCGCAGCGAUCGCGGACGACGCCAAGUACACGCAGGACGACAUGACGUUCAACACGCGCAUGGCGUACGAGGACAUUGGCAGCAUGUUUUGCAGCCCGACAAAAGCCGCUCCGGUCGUGGCGUCGCCCACACAAGAGCAGUUGACGUCGUUUCGCAAGUCCAACUGGGUGCCCAAAACGGAAGAGCCGAUCGUGCGCAAGCUGCACUUUUCGGCGUUCAAGGCCAAGCCCAACGGCCGUGACGACGACGACGAUGACGACGAUGAGAGCACGCCGGCUGUCGACGCCAACCCCGCGUUCCUCAUUUUUACAGAGGAGAACGACAAGUCCGGUCCGGUCGUCCCGCACAAGAAGGACCCGAACCGGAAGGCGCUUGGCGACCGCAACGACAUUGCCAAGUCGACAAAGAAGACCAACAAGGACGUGCUCGGGUUCAGUCUUUUGCCCACGACGCUGGGCGACCGGUAGAGGCUCAUUGUGUUCCACGACAGGCGCGUCGGCCGUACGAGUAGCGGGGGCACCGACCACUUGGACCUUUUGCCAGCCCCCACAACGUUGAGGUAGCUUCGUAUUUAUAUGUAUUUGUAUUGGUUUUCAACACGAAUGAUGACCAUCGCUCCAUGUCCAC